This is a messenger RNA of Musca vetustissima, 6361 nucleotides long. RefSeq names its product phosphatidylinositol 4-kinase alpha (gene Pi4KIIIalpha). Gene Ontology annotation, molecular function: 1-phosphatidylinositol 4-kinase activity. Gene Ontology annotation, biological process: phosphatidylinositol-mediated signaling; phosphatidylinositol phosphate biosynthetic process. The record is from RefSeq and is a predicted model, not a curated record. Bases 23 to 6361 code for a protein of 2112 amino acids. The transcript has 11 exons. NCBI's taxonomy places the organism in Eukaryota, Metazoa, Arthropoda, Insecta, Diptera, Muscidae. Gene Ontology annotation, cellular component: plasma membrane; cytoplasm.
UGGAUACAAAUAAAUUAGCAAAAUGUCUGCUACAAUGGCAGACAAGUUCUCGUACCAAAAAACCGUGCAGAGUUUAGCACGAAUAUUGGCCCAAAUUAAACCAACUCCAUGGCCAAAGGUGCAGUCAUUGUUUCGUUAUUGCCCCCAAGAAAAUGCUGCAGGUGUUUUCUGUUUGGAUUCCCGUGCCCAAGAUGCCGUCAUUGCUUUGGGUUUGUAUUUCCUGGAGAGUGGUUGCCAACACGAAGAUCGGAUUGUGCCGUACCUUCUGAGAUUGGCCAAAUGUUUGCCCAAGGCUGUUUGGGUUGACGAUGGAAAAUGGAGCAAAACAGACCGCAUACCAUCAGCAGAAAAGUUUAGCUUUUGUCUCAAUACAUUGCUGUCCGACAUCGCCUCAAAAUGUCCAGAUCUACGGGAAGAGAUUAUUGUGAAUCAAGUGGAGACAUUAAGUGCUUUGGCCAAUAUUAUCAAAUCCAGCAAAGAGAGCAGUUCGGCACCGCCCCCAAUUAUAUUAUGCAAAGCCACGGUGCCAUUGCUGUUUGGUUUGGCCCGCUCAAUGGGUCGUUAUGCUUCACACGACCCACCGUUGUUGUGCCGCAUUUAUCCACGUGAACAAAUGCCUGUUGUUAAACCCAAUCCUAGAGAUGGCGGUAGUCACAGCUCGAAUGAACGUCUACAGUUUGCCCAUUUUCGUCCCAUAAUACCACGCUCCAUGUCAGGAAGCUUGAGCCAGGAAUCGUAUGAAAUUAAAAUGAGACACAUGUCCAUGGCAACACACAUGAAUAAACAAAAGCCUCAGUUACACACCUAUUUCUCCGUGCCCUACGACCCACGUACCCACUUCUUUACACGCUAUGGUUCCAGCUUCAAUCAAUUUCCCAAUAUGCGUGUAACCGAAACGCCUACCAAGCAUCAGAAGACUCUGACAAUGCCACCAUUUCCCAUACAACAUUUACAGACCAUAUUUGCCGUGGCCAAGAAGCUACUGACAAAGGAAACAUUGGAACAUUUAGACGAGCAAGCAAGCGAUAUCUUUGCUUUACAUCAAAUCAAAGGCUAUUGUUAUAAGAGUUUUUCGGAGACGUUGAAUUUAGUACUGGUGACCUUGCUAAGGGAGAUAUUGCAACAUCAAAUCGAUCUGCCAGCCCCAUUCACUAAGGAUGUCCAGGAGUUCGUAAAGCGCCUAUUCUUAAAUGGCCAGACAGAGUUGCAAAACAAGCAACAGGACCAGGAGCGAGAGAAGAGGGAAGAGAAUGGUAUACCCGUGGUGAAUAAGUACAAGGUGAAUGUUAUGGCCAAUGCCGCCUGUGUGGAUUUACUUGUGUGGGCUAUACGUGAUGAAACGGUUGAUGAGGAGUACAAUGUACCUUCAUUGCAGUAUGCUUUACAUUAUUUAAUGCAAAAAGAGGCCGAUAAGCUAUGUGGUCGUCUGUCGCAGAAACUCAAUUCGGUAUUGUCACAUAAGAUCGUUAUGGACCACAUGCCACUGCUGAUGGUCUGCUUGGAAGGUUUGGGCAAAUUGGCUCAAAAGUUUCCCAAUAUUGCCAAUACAUCGAUAUCGUAUUUGAGGGACUUCCUUGUUGACCCCAGCCAAAUAUUGGCUAAACUACACGCCCAUUCUCAACAACUGCUGGCCUUGCAGAAGAAAGAGAAAGAUGUGACCCCGUUCAAAAUUGUUGUACAAAACAGUGAGUCCCGAUCUACAGUAGAUAUAUUUGGAGAAGGACAAAAAUAUGCCCCCUUACGUACAGGACAAGCAGCGUUCGAGGCAUUACGGGAUGCAGCCAUUGAAAAUUUGAGUAUUGCCUUAAGGGCUGCCCAACCGGUGGACCAAUUCUGUGUACCAGCUUUGGUGGCAAAUGUAUCCAAUCGUCUGUUCACAGCCGAAAAGCAUGAAUCGGAAUCCACAUUGGUUAGCCUAAACAUAAUUGUUAUGUUAGGCCACGUGGCUGUCGCCUUGAAGGACACCUCCAAAACUACCCAGAAUAUUUUGCAGUUCUUUAUUCAGCGCUUCUGCAAAGUACCCUCCGAACAGAAUGCCCUAAUUGUCGAUCAGUUGGGCUGCAUGAUUAUUUCGCAGUGUGAGCCGCAUGUUUUCGAUGAAAUCAUGAAAAUGUUCUCACGCGUCGCCGUGCAAUCCGCCUCCCUGGCUUACACCUCGGAUCCCGAACACCGCAAACAGUUCUUUAGCGUUUCCGAUGCUGUGGUCAAUGCUCUGGGCAAUAUUGCCGCCAAUAUUCAAGGGGACGACGAGAAAUUAGAAUUGCUGGGCAAAUUGCUUGAACUCUUUGUGCAAAUCGGCCUUGAGGGAGAGCGUUCCUAUGACAAUACGCCUGGGGCAGCAAAAUCCCGUUCGAGUGCUGGCCAUUUGGGUAUGUUAAUACCGGUAAUCGCUGUGCUACUCAAACGCCUGCCGCCCAUAAAAAAUCCUCGUUUGCGUUUACACAAACUAUUCAAAGAUUUUUGGGUCUAUUGUGUGGUCAUGGGUUUCACAAAUGCUCGUCUCUGGUCACCCGAGUGGUAUAUGGGAGUUCAACAAAUUGCCGCAAAGUCUCCCCUGUUGAUAUCACAGACGACCCACAAGUCGGAUAUGCGUGAGCUAAACUACACUUCGGCCAUUAAGAGCGAAACGAGCAAUCUGAACGAACUGCGAAGUGAUAUAGUAUUGUUGUUGGAGCAUCCUACAGCAGAGGUAACGGCAGCCAUAAACAAGCUCUCCUUUGCCCAGUGCACAUUUUUGUUGAGUGUUUAUUGGCUGGAAACGUUGCGUGUUGAGAAUGCCGAGGAGCCUAGUUUGGAGCCGAUUUUGACGUAUCUCUGUGAUCCGGCCUUGCAAAAGGACAAGUCGGGAAUAUGGCAGUGUGUCAAGUGUAUUGCUGAUCAAGUAUUCGAGAAGUUCCGCAAUGUUCUGUUCACUCGUGACGAGAUACGUGAAAAGGUACUGGAAUCCCAGGCGACAUUAUUGCUGGUCUAUUUCAAUCACAUCCACAAGCAAAUCCAAGUUGUGGCGGAUCAGUACCUAUCGCAAUUGGUGGAUAAAUUCCCACAUUUGUUGUGGAAUCGUCGGGUGCUGUGGUGCAUGUUGGAUAUUCUACAAUUGUUGGCCUUUUCCCUAACCCUUGACCCGAAUGAGGAAACCCCUACACUGAGAGUAGUUUCAACACCGUACACCCUGCAAUUGAUGGAUUCAUUGCCAGCCCGUGAAGGGCGUCUUAAAGAUUUUGCCGAUCGGUGUCAGGGCAUUGUCAACGAGGCCAUGAAAUGGGCACCGCGUUCCACCAAAUCCCAUUUGCAAGAAUAUCCCAAUCAAAUUCCCACACAGGUUUUGUCCCAUCACAGUGGUUUGGCCUUGGCCUUUGAUUCCGUGGUCAGUACGAAUAGCUAUCAUCCGAACGCAUUGCCAUCGAACAGCAAACGUCCUGCCUGUGUAAAGUCCGAUACACCACGUUUUGUUUCGGUCUUGUGUUUGCGCAGUAAAUAUGCCGGUGAGAUAUCCGGAUUGCUAUCGGUUUUAAGUGACGAAGAAAAGGCCGGAUUGGCUGAUCGUUUGGUCAACGAUGUCUGGGAGGCUUGUAGGGAGAAAAGUGAUGCUAGGCAUCGCGGAGCUUUGUGGCGAGCUACAGCCUAUUUAAUAAUAUGCUCGGAUAUAAAUCGGAAGUUGCUGCAUGCUGUGGCCACCUCGCAAGUUGAAUUAUUCACCGAAUCUGCAAUGGAGACUGCCGUCGAAUGUUGGCAAUGGGUGUUGACGGCCCGCCAAGACUUGGAGCUGUGCUUCAUUCAGGAAAUGGUCUCCGCUUGGCAGACAACCUUCGAAAAGAAAAUCGGCUUGUUCUCUGAGGAAGUGGAAAUCACCAGUCCAUUGGCUGCCUACGAGGGUUGCAAACUGGUCUCCAAACCAAUUCUAGUCACUCCUCAUCUAAUAUGGCUGCAAUUGCUUUCCGAAAUGGUUGAUACCGCCAAGUAUUGCAAUCGCGAUAAGGUGGAAAUGUUCUGCUUGUUGUUGCACCGUUGUCUUCCCAUUAACAAGAACAGCAAACAGAAUCGUCAAGUGUCCACAGUGGGUUGCCGCUUCAAACUGUUGCAGUGUGGUUUGUCUUUGCUCCAAGGCAACACCGUACCCAAAUCCCUGGCUAGGAAUAUCCUAAGAGAACGUAUCUACAGCAAUGCUUUGGAUUAUUUCUGUGGUCCUCCCACGUGUCCCAAUCAAAGCAAGGAACAGCUGUUGGAAGACAUAUUGAUACUGUUGAAGUUUUGGCAGACAAUGCGCAGUGAGAAGAAACAUUUGGUUACAUCGGAGGUGGGCGACUAUGACAUUCCCGCCACCACGCCCAAUCAAAUGUUAAGCGUUACGAAAAAUCCCGAAACCGCUUCUCUCAUUAGUACUGGUGAGGCAGGAAGAUCUUCGUCCAUUGCUGGCACUGGUGGAUGGUAUAACUCUAUACCGCAUUCGACGUCCACCCUAUCGAAGCGUUCAAAUCGCUCCAAGCGUUUACCCUACCCAAAGGACUCGUACGACAAGGACUACAUGAAGAAACGUAAUCUGAUAUUGGAAUUGAUGGCGGUUGAAAUUGAAUUCCUUAUAACCUGGUACAACCCCAACAGUCUGCCCGAUUUGGCCAUACCGGGUGAAGAGCAAAUAACCGAAUGGCGCAAUCGUCCAUACAAGGUAAAUGUUUGGAGAGAUUUUGCCCGUUUGGCUUGGUCAUAUAAUCCAGCAUUGGCCGUUUUUCUACCUUCGCGUAUCAAAAAUGCCGAAUCGAUUGAAGAGGAAGUUACACGAUUGGUGUGUUUGGAUCCAAUUGCUGUGUGUGAUAUUCCGGAGGCCCUCAAAUAUUUGGCCACCACCAAGAAUCUUCUGCAUGAAAGUCCCGAUUUAAUGUAUAUUCUGGUGUGGUCACCGGUUAAUCCCAUUCAGGCAUUGUCCUACUUCUCCCGCCAGUAUCCAUCACAUCCGUUAACCGCCCAAUAUGCAGUCAAGACACUGAACUCCUAUCCGGCCGAAUCAGUUUUACCCUACAUUCCACAAUUGGUGCAGGCCCUAAGGCACGACACCAUGGGCUAUGUCACCGAAUUGAUAAAAUUCAUAUCCAAGCGAUCACAGAUUGUGGCCCACCAGCUUAUAUGGAAUAUGCAAACCAAUAUGUACAUGGACGAAGAUCAACAACACAAAGAUCCCUAUCUGUACGAGGCACUGGAGUCGUUGAGUCAGAAUAUUAUUGCCUCAUUUUCGGGAUCAGCCAAGCGAUUCUACGAACGUGAAUUCGAUUUCUUUGGUAAGAUUACAGCAGUGUCGGGAGAGAUACGGGCAUAUCCCAAGGGACCGGAACGUAAAAAUGCUUGUCUGGCGGCCUUGAGUCGUAUCAAAGUUCAAUCCGGCUGUUAUUUGCCUUCGAAUCCGGAGGCAAUGGUCUUGGACAUUGAUUAUAAUAGUGGUACUCCAAUGCAAAGUGCAGCCAAGGCUCCGUAUUUGGCAAGAUUCCGGGUAUAUCGUUGUGGUAUAACGGAAUUGGAAACACGCGCCAUGGAGGUGUCAAAUAAUCCAAAUUCUCAAGAGGAUGCCAAAAUGACACUUGGUGUUGAGUCGUGGCAGGCGGCCAUUUUCAAGGUGGGCGAUGAUGUGCGUCAGGACAUGUUGGCCCUACAGGUUAUUACGAUUUUCAAGAAUAUAUUCCAGCAAGUCGGUUUGGAUCUCUUCCUAUUUCCAUAUCGUGUUGUGGCCACAGCACCAGGGUGCGGGGUCAUAGAAUGUGUGCCAAAUGCCAAAUCUCGUGACCAACUGGGUCGCCAAACCGAUUCUGGCCUUUACGAAUACUUCUUGCAUCAGUAUGGCGAUGAAAGUUCCAAAGAAUUCCAGGCUGCCCGAGCAAACUUUGUCAAAUCCAUGGCGGCCUAUUCCCUGAUUGGUUAUCUACUGCAGAUCAAGGAUCGUCACAAUGGCAAUAUUAUGAUUGACAAAGAUGGUCAUAUUAUACACAUUGAUUUUGGCUUUAUGUUUGAGUCAUCGCCUGGAGGCAAUAUUGGCUUCGAGCCCGAUAUGAAGUUGACCGAUGAAAUGGUUAUGAUAAUGGGUGGUAAAAUGGAAGCGCCGGCUUUCAAAUGGUUCUGUGAGUUGUGUGUACAGGCCUUUUUGGCUGUGCGUCCUUAUCAGGACGCCAUUGUUUCUUUGGUAUCGUUAAUGUUGGACACUGGUUUACCCUGCUUUAGAGGUCAAACAAUUAAUCUGCUGAAGCAACGAUUUGUAUCAACCAAAAAUAAUAAAGAGGCAGCUGCCCAUAUGUUGGCAGUUAUACGCAAUUCUUAUCAGAACUUCCGAACACGAACCUACGAUAUGAUCCAGUAUUAUCAAAACCAGAUUCCCUAUUAA